AUGCCCAUGGACGAGAACCAGUACUACCGCUACAAGGCGCCCGACACCCCCAACGGGCUGUGCGGCCACCGCGACACGUACUACCACGCGCCGUGCGAGGAAAUCGCAAACUACUCGGGCAUGUGUGAUCACCACCUCGCCGCGUUCCGCGCCGAACUCGCCUCGCUCCACUAUGCCAGCCAGUACGGCCACCACGGUCACGGACACGGACACGGCCACUGA
This is a messenger RNA of Vanrija pseudolonga, 222 nucleotides long. RefSeq lists its product as uncharacterized. The record is from RefSeq and is a predicted model, not a curated record. The coding region runs from base 1 to 222 and encodes 73 amino acids. The transcript has 3 exons. NCBI's taxonomy places the organism in Eukaryota, Fungi, Basidiomycota, Tremellomycetes, Trichosporonales, Trichosporonaceae.